Messenger RNA from Cavia porcellus (domestic guinea pig), 790 nucleotides. Its product is annotated as immunoglobulin iota chain-like. The record is from RefSeq and is a predicted model, not a curated record. The transcript is spliced from 2 exons. The coding region runs from base 182 to 637 and encodes 151 amino acids. Gene Ontology annotation, biological process: immune response; immunoglobulin production. Lineage: Eukaryota; Metazoa; Chordata; Mammalia; Rodentia; Caviidae.
UAGAGCCUCAAAGGCUCACCAGGCAGACUGACUGCUCCCCUAACGGACACUGCAGACCCAAGAGAACCUGGAAUGAUAGUGACAGGAAUAGAACCAGGGGUGCAAUGGCUCCUCCUCUUGGAGGAGAGAAGAGGUUGCUGGCCCAGCCCCUGAGGGCCACAGAGCUCCGCGGGUCAGCAUCAUGUUCUGUGCUCCUGUCCUACUCAUGCUACUGGCCUACUGCACAGGUUAUGGCACUCAGCCUGUGCUGUAUCAGCCUCCAUCUGCCUCGUCACUCCUUGGAACUGCAGUCCGCCUAACCUGCACCCUGAGAAGUGACCAUAAUAUUGGCUUUUACAGCAUCUUCUGGUACCAACAGAGACCGGGCCAACCUCCGAGAUUUCUGCUGAGAUAUUUCUCAUACUUGGACAAGCACCAGGGCCCUAAGGUCCCCCCUCGCUUCUCUGGAUCCAAAGACGUGUCCAGGAACCAGGGAUAUUUGAGCAUCUCUGAGCUGCAGCCUGAGGAUGAGGCUAUAUAUUACUGUGCUGUGGGGACACAGAACACAGACAGGGAGAAGGAGAUAGAGAAGGACGGGGGGGAAGAAAAGGAUCCUGGUGCUUCAGGGUCCCAAGCACCCAGGGCACAAAUACCUUGACCUGAAGAAGGGUUUGAUGGGAGAAACUGGUAUGGGAGAAGCAUGAGCCCUAGCACUAAGCAGAGCCGAGGGAAACUGCUCACCUUCUCCUUAUCCAGCGGUGUUGCUGUAACCCCACUGGUGGCUGGAUUACAGAAUUAAAGCUGUUUAUCU